Molecule: messenger RNA, 574 nt
Organism: Dermatophagoides pteronyssinus (European house dust mite)
Lineage: Eukaryota; Metazoa; Arthropoda; Arachnida; Sarcoptiformes; Pyroglyphidae
Source: RefSeq, a predicted model, not a curated record
AAGUUUUUGUUAAAAAUUCUGUAAAAAAAUUUAUCAAAAUUUAUUGUCAUGUUAUCGAAAACAGUUGCACAUCAAAAAUUUUUAAUAAUUAAAAUUUUUCUGACAACAAUCAUUAUAUUUGAAUUUGUCAUAAUUUCUCAUCAGACAUUUGUACCAAAAGGUCGAAAAUGUCGUCUUCAAGAGAUGCAUUGCGAUAUUAUGCAUCCGGAAAAACAAUGUUGUCCUGGAACUAGUUGUGGUGUACGGAAAAUUAACAAUAAUCUUGUUAAUGUUUGUAUGAUGUGUCUUGAUAUUGGUGAAUCAUGUGGAAAUGAUUCAAAAACAUCUUGUUGUCGUGGUCUACGUUGUCAGAAGAUUACUGAAUUAUCAAGUGCUUGUAUUCCGAUUGCUAAUUUUAAAUUCUAUCCCGAUUAUGAAACCGAUUUUAAUAAUGAUAGACAACGUGAUAAUAAUUCUCCACAACCAAUUUCUCUUGCAUCAUUAUUGAUGUUAAGAGGAUAGAUUUUAAUUGGAUUUUUUUUUGUUGUUGUACAUAAUUUUUAACCCAUAGAAUAAUUUGGGUUUUAUAAGAAAA